AUGGCUUUCAAUCCUGCAUUAUUGAGCUCAAUCUUCAUCGUCCUUUCGGUAUUUUCUGCAGUGACAAACGCGCUGGGCUUGAAUUACUACGACAAGAGCUGUCCCAAUGUCGAGCAAAUUGUUUCUAAUGCUGUCAAGAAGGGGAAAGCCAACGACAGAACUGGCUGUGAUGCAUCUGUGCUGUUGGACUCCAGCAGAGGCAGCAAAGCAGAGAAAGAUGGGCCACCAAAUAUUUCUCUGCAUGCGUUUUAUGUCAUUGACAAUGCAAAGAAACAAGUGGAGGCUUCCUGCCCUGGUGUCGUUUCAUGUGCUGAUAUCUUGGCUUUGGCAGCAAGGGACGCUGUUGUGCAAUCCGGAGGUCCGAAUUGGGCCGUGCCGAAAGGAAGAAAAGAUGGACGAACAUCAAAGGCUAGUGAAAGCGUGCAACUGCCGGGUCCAACCUUCAACAUAUCUCAACUGCAGCAGAGCUUCUUUCAGAGAGGUCUGUCCUUGAAUGACCUGGUGGCUCUUUCAGGAGGGCACACUCUAGGGUUCGCCCACUGCUCAUCGUUCCAAAACAGAAUUUACAACUUCAAUGCCACACGCGACGUUGAUCCAACACCGCACCCGUCCUUUGCUGCAAGUUUGAGGAAUACGUGUCCCAUCAAUAACAGACCGAGGAACGCCGGUGCCACAAUGGAUUCUUGAAAUGUUAUUGGUUAGAGUGUCAGUUUUGUAAAAAAGAAUGAAACUUGUAUACUUGCAUUUGGGCUGGUCACACACCGGCAUUUGGAAAAAAGAGAUUAAUCAAAUAGUUAGCGAGUGCAUACUACGUAUUUAUUUGUUUAAUCAAGUACUUCCUAGAUAUGGCAGAGAAAAUUCAAAUUAUAAGUUUUGCAGAUUAUGCGAAACUUUGUAAUUAAUCAAUGCAAAAAGGCGUAG
This is a messenger RNA of Pyrus x bretschneideri (Chinese white pear), 921 nucleotides long. RefSeq names its product peroxidase 64-like. The transcript is spliced from 4 exons. Lineage: Eukaryota; Viridiplantae; Streptophyta; Magnoliopsida; Rosales; Rosaceae. Gene Ontology annotation, biological process: response to oxidative stress; hydrogen peroxide catabolic process. Gene Ontology annotation, cellular component: plant-type cell wall; plasmodesma. The record is from RefSeq and is a predicted model, not a curated record. Bases 1 to 687 code for a protein of 228 amino acids. Gene Ontology annotation, molecular function: peroxidase activity; heme binding.